Vicia villosa (hairy vetch) is the source of this 1138-nucleotide messenger RNA. RefSeq names its product B3 domain-containing protein At5g42700-like. The transcript is spliced from 5 exons. Lineage: Eukaryota; Viridiplantae; Streptophyta; Magnoliopsida; Fabales; Fabaceae. The record is from RefSeq and is a predicted model, not a curated record. Gene Ontology annotation, molecular function: DNA binding. Bases 195 to 899 code for a protein of 234 amino acids.
GAAUUUCCAGUAAACUAACAUAGAAUAUAUUCAAAUAAUUUCCAAUACUAAUGUUUUUCUUUUUUUAAUACCAUAUAUAAAUACAGUGGCGAGGCGAGAGAGAGAGAACACAACGGUCGACGAAUAAACCAAAGCCAUUUCGAUUUCACAGAGCACAAAAACGAAACCUUAGAACUAAGUUCAGUGAAAUCAAAAUGGUGGCAAAAAUGGUGGCAGAUUCUUAUGAAGAUAGCCGUCGCAAAAGAAUGGAAGAGAAUCGGAAGAGGAUGGAAGCUCUCAAUCUUCCUCAACUCUCUCGAUCCCUUCACAAAUCAUCUUCUCCCAUUUCAAAACCCUCGCCGUCCAAAUCUCGCACCGUCAAGAAAGAGCUCGUCGUCGUUCGAAGAUCCGGCCGUGUCGCCAACUUGCCUGCUCCCGUUUACAAAGAAGUUCUUAUUGAUCGCGUUGUAAUGCCGGGAAGAUCUUCAAGAGGAGGUUAUAAUAUGUAUAGGGAUUAUUCAAAGCGUGUGUAUGCUUCCGAUGAAGCUCGAGUGGAAGCGUUGGACAAGGCGGAGAAGUUGCAGGCCGAAUUAAACUCGAAGAAUCCAAUUUUUAUUAAGACAAUGCUUCAAUCUCAUGUCACUGGUGGAUUCUGGCUGGGCCUUCCAGUUUAUUUCUGCAAGCAAAACCUUCCAGAAAAGGACGAAGUGCUGACCUUGAUUGAUGAGGAUGGAGAUGAGUUUUCAACUACAUAUUUGGCUUAUAAAACAGGACUUAGCGCUGGCUGGAGAGGUUUUGCCAUUGCUCAUAAACUUGCUGACGGGGACGCUUUAAUUUUUGAAUUAGUUAAUCGCACUACAUUCAAGGUGUACAUUAUUAGAGUGAAUGGCAGUCCUUCAGAGGGUGAAGAGCAGGAGUGAAUUGCAGUGAAGUUGGAGAUUGGAGGCAGUAAAAUUAUAAUUUGCAUCCUCUUGAGUAACAACUAGGGUCACAAACUAUAUAGUUAGCAGUGUUUGGCGAAGGCUGUAAGAUUAGUCCCUUGUCGGCACGGUUGCAUUUUGUGUAUUGAACACAUUAUUAUUUAUUAAUUAUAUAAUUAAUAGAAGGUUAAGUUUAACUGUGUCAUCCAUUAUUUUUGAAAGAUAUGCAAAUUUAUAAU